Molecule: messenger RNA, 5650 nt
Organism: Hylaeus volcanicus
Lineage: Eukaryota; Metazoa; Arthropoda; Insecta; Hymenoptera; Colletidae
Gene: Kua
Product: plasmanylethanolamine desaturase
Exons: 6
Coding region: 2073-2996 (307 amino acids)
Molecular function (GO): oxidoreductase activity
Source: RefSeq, a predicted model, not a curated record
GUAACUUGGCAACUAGGCUGGUCGUACAAGGCUAGACGAAGAACAGAUAACCUCAAACAGAUAAAUUACGAAGAUCUCGCUGAAUAGUACAAAAUAAUGUCAAUUUAAAAGUUAACAAAAGUUCACGUUUGUAAUAUUGUUUUUUCGCUAUUGUCGAGUGAUUGUUAUACUUAAAUAUACGUGGGUAUUUUAAAAUGUGUACAACGACUUUAUUGAAGGUUGAUGACCGAAGAUUAUUAAAGAUCAAUAGGGGUCAAUUACCAAUGAAGAUAUUUGACUGUAACCAGAUCUGUAAGCGUAUAAGAUGUGACCUUGAAUGUCGAUGGACACUUCACAGUGAUCCGAUAAAGACAAUGCUCGUUGUUCAUGUCGCCAAAUCUGGCACAACAGAAAAUUUUUCAGCAUACAAACGCACAGCUUAUCUUAUACAAUGGAUGUAGAACGUAUUCGGACACCCAUCAAUUUCCCAAAAAAUUUUCGUGUUAUAUCGUCUUAUAUUCUGUAAGUACUACCGCAGAAUAAUAAUACUGACGUUACAUUCCAAGGCACGUGUUUUAGUUUGUAAUUGAUCUUUGAGGACCUCGAAUACUUACAGGUCAUUGCAUACAGCUUGAAACAUGCUGAUAGAAAAUAUACAAACAAAAUUAUUCCAUUUAAAAAAAUAUAUCGAUUUACGUAUCUCUUUUACAUUUUCAUUUAUCAAAAAAGCUACUGGUAAACAAACUCGAUUUGUUUUAAAUGCUUUACCCUGUAUAUGUGGGACCAAUACUAAAUAUAAUGCAGUGAGUGAGGAGGGGGGGAGAGAUCACAUAAGAGGCUUUUACCCGUGGGCAGGACGGAAUUAAAGCAAAUGAAAGUACGAGCGCAACGAAUUAUACCACCUCGCUCGAACGGAAAUCUUCCUACAUACAGAAGUGGUAAACGUCAGAAAAGGUAGCCGCGUGACGGCGCCACGAGAGCGUCGCGACGCAACGCGAACUAUGGUCGUCAGGCGGCGCCGGCCGUUUGUCACGAAACGUGGCGGGGUUGCAGGAGAAGCUCGGCAUGAAAGAAGGAAAAGGAAAGAGUCAGCGAAUUCACGCAACGUGAACUCGAGCAAAAGAGAAAGAACCGAGAAGAGUCACGAACAGAACUGAGCAAACACACAGCGAAACUAGCGCCUCAGUUUACGUUUCUCUUCGUUCCUUUCGUACCAAUAUCGGCUCACAAGAGUGGCACAGUUCGUCGAAGUUAAAUGCCAAUUCGCGACGACUGUGUCUCCUCGAUCCUUUCGUCAAUUACUCCCCGCCUUUCUUUCGUCUUUCUCCGCGCUUUCUAUCACCUUUCCGAUUUUCCAUCCUUCCAUUGUUUCCCUGUUACUCGCCGCAUGCGACAUACAAAGACCUCGAACCUCUUACUCCCAGCUCUGUGGUGAUUUCAUAGUGUAACGAGAGCCAAAAGAAGAAGAAAACGUUGUGCGCGAGACGACACAAAUGCGUGCGAACAUCAUGCGUGCUUUCCUUACGUGUGUAUGUGUUACAUCGGUACGAGGUACGAUAGUGUCUCGUCGUAGGUCUCUUUCGAUCCUACCAGUGACUAAUUGAGCGUGCACCAUUCAGCGAUUUUAUGGCUGGACAAUGCGUCGACCAGGAUAAAGACGAAGAACGGUGGCAUCGUGAAGUCCUCUAAGCUCUUUUAAACUACAACGCAUGAAGAGCCGCUUACAAAGAAUUGACGACAAAAAGACAGAAAGAAACGCUAACAUAAAACGGAACAAACUCCGGCGAAUAAACGAUGCGAUGACUGCGGUGGGAAAAGUUGCAAGUAAAUCAGAUGAAUCGAACCGCAGAUGAUACGAAUGUACACGAAAUAAUGUGUAACUUGUUAUGGCCAUUUCUACAUGCGAAAUUUAAAUGAUCGUUCACGCUCUAUAAGAAACUACUCAAUAGCCUGUAAACCUUGCACAGAAAUAUCCAGUAACGAAGGGGUACCCGCGAUGUCUAGAGACAGACGACAGAACAGUAUCGAUUCGUAAAAGAACAGACAUUUCCUGAUCGUUCGGCCAAUAUUAGGGAUUGAUCACGAGAAUAAUUAUGGACGAAAUAAAGGUGGCGAACUUGAGCCAAGCGGCAUCAGCCGCGUGCUCGAUGGCGACGAAUUUCUUGGCGCCGGUGAAAACCGAACGGCAGAUCUACGAGAAUUCGAUGCUAGAGGACGAUCCCAAUGCCAACUCGGUGGUGCCUACUUCGCAAGAAGACAGAACCGUGCCGAGAUGGGGCCCUAAUCACAAGGGUGCCCAAGAGCUCGCGAAUCUUUACAGCACUGGGAAAAGGACACAGGAGUGCGUUUGCGUCGGUAUCUGCAUUACACUGAUGGUGGUUAAUUCAAUAUUUAUCCUCGUUAGGUUACGAUUAGAAAAUGUAAGUUCAAUUGCGAUGGCAGCGUUUUGCGGCAUCGUUACGGCAGAUUUCGCGUCAGGAUUAGUUCAUUGGGCCGCUGAUACAUGGGGCUCCGUGGAACUUCCAAUUCUUGGAAAGAAUUUUUUGAGACCAUUUCGGGAGCAUCAUAUUGACCCAACAAGUAUAACGAGGCAUGAUUUUAUAGAAACUAAUGGUGAUAAUUUCAUGGUCACAAUACCAUUCCUUUGCAAAUUAACAUGGGAGUUUUUAAGUCUCCCAGAGUCGGAGAUCCAGCAGAAAUUUGUUUGGACCUGCUACUGGUUUCAACUUGCAAUUUUUGUAGCGAUGACUAAUCAGAUACAUAAAUGGUCUCACACGUAUUUUGGACUACCUACCUGGGUUGUUUGGUUACAGGAACACAGAAUUAUAUUACCCAGAAAACACCAUCGCGUGCAUCACGUUGCACCACAUGAAACUUAUUUCUGCAUUACUACAGGAUGGUUGAACUGGCCAUUAGAAAAACUUCGCUUCUGGUACAUUCUAGAAGUUUUCAUUGAAAAAGCUACCGGUUGCAAGCCUAGAGCAGACGAUCUGAAAUGGGCACAGAAGCGGUCUUGAGAAUUAAUGUGUUUUAUCAUUUUGUGCAUUUUCAAGGACAUGAAACAAAUUUAGAAAGAAGUGAAAGUUUCCAUGGUAUCGUGAUUUCGUGGAAAGAAGUAUAGAACAAAUUUUCAAAUAGUACAUGUAAGGAGGAAAGUUAAAUCCGUAAAUAUAACUUUCUUUUCUUAUACUUAGCACUACGAGGCCUUUCCUACAAAACAGAUAGCGUAAUUAAAGACAUUUAGUAUUACUUGAACAUGCUUUUGAAGUUUACACAUUUAUAAUAGUUAUGCAAUAACAUAGAUAUAUGUAUGUACAUGCACACAUACACACCUAUUUGUAAGAAAAAUUUGAAUAUGAAAUCAAGUUUGUGUAACUGUGAAUUAACAAUUUGCCUCACAGAUUAAGCGAUUAUACGUUUAUGCAUUGCACAAUCAUUACGUAAGUAGCACAAAAAUUGAGCAAAAAGUCUUAAUUGAUCAUUUCAUACAAUGAUUUACAAAAGUAUUAUAAAGCUGAAAUCAAAGUACUACAACACAUUGUGGAAAAUAGUCUCGUAUAGAUUAUAUGAUUUAUAAACACAAUGUUCAGUGGCUAUAAAAUUAAAUUGAAUGUUAAAUAUAAGAAGCAUGGAUGUAUGUAUACAUACAAAUUAGUAUAUAUGUAUGCGUAUAUGCAUAUGUAUUUGUCAAUUAAUUUCUAUUUAUUGCUUACACUUUGUCGCACAUGAAUUUAAAAAGUGUAAUUUUGAACAAAUUUAUAACUUAAUGCGCUAAUCUACACUAGCCUAGUCUGCUGUAACUGCUUCAGCACAGUCACCGAUUUCCCUGAACCUCAGAAAAUUGUUAAACCACUGAAAUUGAAUAAAAGAUAUUCAAUUCACAGUGACAAUAUCCUGUUAGAAGCAAAUAUCUAUUUAUAUACACACAUUUUAAAGUGAAAUAGUUUCUUCUUUUUCUAAAUCGAAAGGAACUCAAUCAAUGUUUGUUAACAAAUUUAUAGAUACAUUAUUUUAUAUUUUUUUACGUGAUUGAUUGUUUAUAUUGAAUUUAUAGUCUAUAAAAUUGAUGAUUCGACAAUUCUAAUUUCAUUUAUAAAAUUGGAUUAUGUUAUAAUUUGAGCUGAGAUUAAAAGAGAUGAUAAAAAGUUAGUAUUAUAUGUACUAAAAGUAAUGUAAAAAAAAUGUCACGUCAUUUAUUAAUUGGAUUACAUCUUUAGUACAAAAAAAUACUUAUAAUAUUCUUUUUUAUUAAUUUCUUAGCUCACGACAAAUGAUCUAACAAAACAUAAACAUUGUAAGGUGCUAAAUGUAAGUACAAGUUUUAGGUUCAGGGACCAAAACAGGGCCUAUUGCUCUAUGCAGCAGUCAUCGAAAUAAUUGGUUUGAUUUGGGUAAAGUAUACUGAUGUAAAAAUGAUAAAAACAAAUUUUAUGCUGGUGACAUUGAUUUUUAUAUCUGUUAUACUUUUUUUUAGGUAGCUACCGUUUUGCCUUGUAACUUUCAGUAUACUUUAUGCAAAGCUUUACCAGAUAUAUGUUCCUCGCAAGCAAAUCAUUUGUAAUGUCUUUUAAAAGAAAUGAUAAUUAUAAGACAUUGCAAUUAUUAUAAGUACCAUAAUUGUUAUUGUUGUUGUUAUUGUUACAAAAAUGGAGUAUAAACUUUAAACAAAUUUGUCAUGUAUGCAACGCGUGCCAGAAUUGAAGCUUUCUCUUUAUACAAAAUCUAUUUAAUAGUUGACUAACAAUUACACAAAGCAAAAUGAAACACAGAACUAUAUUUUUUGCUAAUUCAAUUUUGUAUGGGAUAUAUUAACGUCAUUACCGUUAUUGUAAACUCUAAUUCCUUUUUGCAGUAUAGUUCUUUAAAAAACAAAUUUUAAAAGAGGGUAUAAUAAUAGAACUGUAAAUUGUGUCGUCCUAAUAUGAACUGAAAGAAAGUAAAACAAAAAUCUAAAAACUUACUAUGUACAAAAUGCUUUGAUAUGUUUAAUCAUACAUUUCACUGAUUGUUGACUUGAAAUGGAAGCUUUCAGUAUGGGUCACACAAAAAAAAGAUAAAAAACAAAAAAUUACAUAUAAAGCCAACAUAGAUGUAUAAUAAUUACAUAAUUACUUUUUGAAUUGAAUUAAUAUUUGCAACAUAAAAUAUCUUGAUUCAAAUAAAGCGCCUUGUUCACAUUCCAUAAGCCUAAUUAUGUGAAAAUAUUUAUUGCACUAAUGUUUUAUAAAUUAAAUAUCUAGACACAUAUUUACACAUAAUAUCUAAAAAAAAAAAGAAACAUUGCAAGAUUGAUGUUAAGUUAUAAAUUAUAUUGUGUGAAUAAUUUCUGUACAUAUUUAUAUAAACCUAAUAGCAGUCAAUAUUAACAUCAGCCUUAUAAAAUGAAAACGAAGAAAAUUUUAUUAAAAGAUAAGCUUUAAUCCCUUGAGGCUAUAUUUACUUAAAAAAAGUUAGUUUCCAUUUUAGAAAAUAUAUAUAGUGAUAAAGAAUGAUGCAAAAUGAACUAAAUUUAAUGAUAUAAUUUCGAAUACAAUAUUGAGGAGCAGUAUUAAUUAUUUUGAUUUUUUAGCGACACAUUUAGAUGUAAAUAUAUGGUUUUGAGCUUAAAUUUAUAAAAGAAAUAUAUAAAUUGCGUAGUUCAAAAGAAAAAUAAUGGCUGUAAAUGCAUUGA